GUUUGGAACAAUGAUGACAUUUAGGGUGGGUAGAAGGAAUUCUUUCCCAUCAUAGGAAAGUAAAUAUUGACCAUUAGAUAAACUAGAGAUGUAUUUCUGUUAACCCAAAUAUAUAUAUACCACAUUAAUGUAUGAGAAUUUCUCUUUUUGCAAAGAGUAGUAUUUCUGUUUGUACCACGUUUUUGUUGUGAAGGAGGCAGCACGAGAGUUCAGAGAGAAGUGAUCCCAAAAAAGACAAGCUUUACCUUCUUUAAUCUGAGUUGAGAGUCGCGUUCUCCAUUGAACUGAACGACGUCGUUCUCUACCAAUUCAAAUCUUCACAUAUGUCAACGGAACCUUCCAAGCAGUGGCAAUGGGAGAACGCCACUGCCGGCGCCGCCGCUGGAUUCGCCACCGUCGCCGUCAUGCAUCCCCUCGACGUUGUCCGAACUAGGUUUCAAGUUAACGAUGGUCGAGCCUCUCAUCUUCCCAGUUAUAAGAACACUGCUCAUGCCAUUUUCACCAUUACUCGUAUCGAGGGAUUAAGAGGGCUAUAUGCAGGCUUUCUUCCUGGGGUUCUUGGGUCAACUUUAUCAUGGGGUUUAUAUUUCUUUUUCUAUGAGAGAGCUAAACAAAGAUAUGCUAGGAGCAGAGAGGAGAAGUUGAGCCCAGGUCUUCAUCUUGCCUCAGCUGCGGAAGCAGGAGCUUUGGUUUCCUUGUUCACAAAUCCUGUUUGGCUAGUGAAGACAAGAUUACAGCUUCAGACUCCUAUUCAUCAGACACGGCCAUACUCUGGGCUAUAUGAUGCAUUUAGGACCAUAAUGAGGGAAGAAGGAUUUAGUGCACUUUACAGAGGGAUUGUUCCUGGUCUAUUUCUGCAGGUCUCUCAUGGUGCUAUUCAAUUCACAGCAUACGAAGAGCUUCGUAAAACUAUUGUUGAUUUGAAGAGCAAGGGAAGUGACAAACAACAUCAAAACCCUGAUCAACUCUUGAAUUCUGUUGAUUAUGCUGUUCUUGGAGCAACAUCAAAAGUUGCUGCAAUACUCCUAACCUAUCCAUUUCAGGUUAUACGGUCUCGUUUGCAGCAACGACCUGGUGGUGAUGGGAUACAUAGAUAUAUGGACAGUUGGCAUGUUGUGAAAGAAACUGCACGAUUUGAAGGUGUCCGAGGUUUUUACAAGGGAAUCACACCAAACCUCCUGAAAAACGUUCCUGCUUCGUCAAUAACAUUUAUUGUUUAUGAAAAUGUUCUAAAAUUACUUAAACUGGCUAGAAGGAAUGACUGAUCAUUUUCCUAUUAAUUCAUGAUUUAUUUUUUCUUUCUCUUUUUUGGUGUUAGUCUCCUCUGAUUUGAUAUUUAUAGCAUUGAAUAAUCAAUAAUUUUUCCCAUCACUUUUUAACGAUGGGUUGCUACAUACUAUGUGAUCCAAUAAUGCGAAUACUUGUAAUUUUAUCAACGAAAUUUCUUUACCUUUUUGUAA
Medicago truncatula (barrel medic) is the source of this 1460-nucleotide messenger RNA. Its product is annotated as folate transporter 1, chloroplastic. Lineage: Eukaryota; Viridiplantae; Streptophyta; Magnoliopsida; Fabales; Fabaceae. Gene Ontology annotation, biological process: transmembrane transport; nucleotide transport. The record is from RefSeq and is a predicted model, not a curated record. The transcript has 11 exons. The coding region runs from base 324 to 1265 and encodes 313 amino acids.